Molecule: messenger RNA, 8022 nt
Organism: Conger conger (European conger)
Lineage: Eukaryota; Metazoa; Chordata; Actinopteri; Anguilliformes; Congridae
Product: exostosin-1b-like
Exons: 11
Coding region: 839-3070 (743 amino acids)
Cellular component (GO): membrane
Molecular function (GO): glycosyltransferase activity
Source: RefSeq, a predicted model, not a curated record
UGGACACACGGGUAAUGGAAUCUUGCAGUUAACAAAUACUUUUCUUUUCGGAUUCGUGCUUUGAAUUUACAUUCCGGAAAAUCGAUGUAUUCUAUCUUUUUAGAUUUUGUGUUGGCUACAUAAACCCGGUGACAGAGAUAUGAAUGUAUCUACAUUUAUGUGCGUCGAGGUAGGUUUGUUUUUCAAAUAUAAGAGAAAUGCAGGGAUUCGUGCGGCUUGAGAAGACAAACUACAACACUUCACAACAGUCAGCUAACGCAAGAGGCAUUAAAUAAUUAAACUUGAGAACCCGUGCGAAACCAGAUGAAUUGACUGCUCUGAUCGCAAACUGGUUGCAUAAAAUGUUACGAAGACUGUUCGGGACUUUAUCAGAAGUGUGGGUCUUGCAUGUGCACGGCAAGGCACCUUAAGCCCCUUGGCAAUAACCGAGUGAGUAGUUUGUCCUGGAUGGUCGCGACCGGCUUUACGGAAGCAAAGGAUGUUGUAGGCGCAUCUCAACUUAUUUGAAACGGAAAGAAAGUGGGAGAAACACAGCGUAGUACCGCUGAAUCUGACUAUUCACCUGGAUCGGGCAAUAUAUCGAUACAUUGCAUAAUAUUGUUGGCUAGUAUAGAAUGAUACAUAACAUAGGCGAAAUAGAUAAAAAUUAAAGUCGCCCACAUGCGCUGGAUCAAUCGUUGGAUUGGGGAACGGAAUCAGAAGAAGGUGGAAGAGGUGAGUUCAAAUUCCUUACAGGCUGGUGGAAGAUGGCGGAGCGGUGCUGCCGGAGGUGUUGAGAGCGAAACUUCGGGGCGCCUUGGAUUUAUUUGCGAACAUCUCGAUUCGGACCGUAGGACACAUGCAGGCCAAAAAACGAUAUUUAAUUUUGCUCUCCAUCGGCGCAUGUCUUGUUCUACUGUUCGUCUUUGGGGGUUUUCAAGUCCCAACGUCCAGCAGGAAUCCAAGCCGGCGAGACGACCGCAGCCGCAAUGGAUACCACCCGGAUCAUCAUUGGCCACACUUCUCGGACGCUUUACUACCGUUUCUUCCUUGGGAUCAAGGGGAUACCGAGGAUUACAACAUCCACGUAUCGCCGAAGCAGAAAAGAGACAUAAAUUCGAGUGUUUACAAAGGCAAACGAUGUCGCAUGGAUUCCUGCUUUGAUUUCUCUCUUUGUGAAAAGAACGGUUUUAAAGUUUACGUUUACCCCCAGCAGAAGGGUGAAAAGAUCUCAGAAAGUUACCAAAACAUUUUAUCGGCCAUAGAGGGGUCUAGAUUUUACACAACAGACCCAGGGCAAGCUUGUUUGUUCGUCUUGAGUCUGGAUACUCUAGACCGGGACCAACUAUCGCCGCAAUAUGUUCACAGUUUAAAAACUAAGAUUCAGAACUUGCAUUUCUGGAACAACGGUAGGAAUCAUCUUGUAUUCAACCUGUAUUCGGGCACAUGGCCGGACUACACGGAAGAUUUGGGGUUCGAUAUAGGACAGGCCAUGCUGGCAAAAGCGAGCAUAAGCACGGAGAACUUCAGACCGAACUUCGAUGUAUCUAUCCCCCUUUUCUCGAAGGACCAUCCCAGGACAGGAGGGGAACGGGGAUAUUUAAAGUACAAUUCGAUACCCCCCUUCAGGAAGUAUAUGCUAGUAUUUAAGGGAAAGCGGUACCUGACUGGGAUUGGUUCAGACACGAGGAAUGCCUUAUAUCAUGUUCAUAACGGUGAGGACGUGGUUCUGCUCACUACAUGCAAACACGGCAAGGACUGGCAAAAACAUAAAGAUGCACGCUGCGACAGGGACAACGCCGAAUAUGACAAGUUCGACUACAGAGAGAUGCUGCACAACUCCACGUUCUGCCUGGUGCCACGCGGGCGUCGGCUCGGCUCAUUCCGCUUCCUGGAGGCUCUGCAGGCUGCCUGUGUCCCCGUCAUGCUUAGUAACGGCUGGGAGCUCCCUUUCUCUGAGAUCAUCAGCUGGAACAAGGCCGCUGUGAUUGGGGACGAGCGGCUCCUCCUCCAGAUCCCGUCAACAGUCCGGUCCAUCCAUCCAGACAAAAUCUUAUCUAUGCGGCAGCAGACACAGUUCCUGUGGGAGGCCUAUUUCUCUUCAGUGGAGAAGAUUGUAUUGACUACUCUGGAGAUCAUCCAGGACAGGUUAUUUGGGCACGCAGCCCGGAGCAGUCCGAUGUGGAACAGCCGGCCCGGAGGUCUCUUUGCUCCUCCCCAGUACUCUGCCUACCUGGGCCACUUCCCCUUCUUCUACUCCCAGCUGGGUAUCAAACCCUAUCCGAAGUUCACAGCGGUCAUCCACGCAGUGACUCCCUUGGUCUCCCAGUCCCAACCUGUUCUCAAACUACUGGUUGCUGUGGCAAAGUCACAGUACUGUGCCCAGAUCAUUGUCUUGUGGAACUGUGAUAAGCCCCUCCCUGCUAAACAUCGCUGGCCCUCAACCCCAGUGCCUGUGAUUGUCAUUGAGGGGGAGAGCAAGGUGAUGAGCAGUCGGUUCCAGCCCUAUGAGACGAUCGUCACCGAUGCAGUGCUGAGCCUGGACGAGGACACGGUGCUUUCCACCACUGAGGUGGAUUUUGCCUUCACUGUGUGGCAGAGCUUUCCAGAGAGGAUUGUGGGGUAUCCUGCUCGUAGCCAUUUCUGGGACAGCAACAAGGAGCGUUGGGGUUACACCUCCAAGUGGACCAAUGACUACUCUAUGGUGCUGACUGGAGCUGCAAUAUACCACAGAUACUACCACUACUUGUACACCAAUUAUCUUCCGACAAGCCUGAAAAGUCUUGUUGACCAGCUGGCCAACUGUGAGGACAUCCUCAUGAACUUUCUGGUGUCUGCUGUCACUAAACUGCCUCCCAUCAAAGUCACUCAGAAGAAACAGUACAAGGAGACCAUGAUGGGACAGGCCUCCCGCGCCUCCCGGUGGGCCGACCCGGACCACUUCGCCCAGCGACAGACCUGCAUGAACAAAUUCGCCAGCUGGUUUGGCUCCAUGCCCCUGGUCCACUCCCAGAUGAGACUGGACCCGGUUCUGUUCAAGGACCAGGUCUCCAUCCUACGCAAGAAGUACAGAGACAUUGAGAGACUCUAAUGAGCCCAGGCCCCACCCUCCCAUGGGGAAAGGGUGGGGUGCAGAUAGAUAUGGGGAUUUGGGUAGGGAGAGGUGAGAGGACAGGUCAGGCUGCCAUAUGAACAGAGGGCCCUGUAGCUCUGUCUCCCUCUCCUUCAGUCAGCCUCGCCUGUGAUCGCCAUUACUACGAUGACGGCUGUGUCAGUGGAGCUGACGCAAGAACACGCGCACACACGCAUCGCUGAUCGCAGGACUUCUGGUAGCCCUUUUUACUUUCACAAAUAGCAAAUGCAACAGAGAUGUAUGAAUGAGUCGUCCCGGCACAGACAGAUCAUGGUUAAAGGUAGGAAGUGCAUCUGGUUCAGUGCAGUGUUCUCCCUUUCCGAAAAUUUGUGCCCCGUUCUGUUAACUAUGCAGAGUUAUUUCGGAGAUCUAUGCUCUGUUACUUUCAUACGUGCCCUUUGUUUUUCUUUGGCCAGCAAUAUUUGUGUCUCUUCCACAGAACUCCCGAGUUCGUAUGCCUAGUGCCAUUCCUGGGAUAUCACUUUUUCCACUGUAGAGCUGGAACCAGGCAAGUGUAUUAUACACCUUUUUCCACUGUUGAGCUGGAACCAGGCAAGUGUAUUAUACACCUUUUUCCACUGUAGAGCUGGAACCAGACUGACUUGCUUAGUUCAGACUGUGGUCAUACAGGCCUAUUUUACCAUGUAUUGGCAUCAGCUAACUUUGGCUCCAGUUUGAGGCUAGCCUGGAUGCAGCUUUAUCGUAAAAACCCAUAAGUUGUCAUUUUGGACAUCAUAAUAAUGUUGUUGAAGGUGCAAACAUAGCAAGACCUUUAGUAAUGGAAUCUACAUUAAUCUCUCAUGACUGGCAAACGCCGGGGUGCCCAGUCAUGUGCCAUGAAGGGCAGAGAGUAUGCUGGUUUUCAUUGCAGCCUAUCACUAGACAAGCUGAUUUCACCACUUAAUUCCCUUCUCUCUGGUUGAAGGUGUGUUAAUUAGUGAAAUCAGCUGGUGUUGUGAUGGGUUGGAAUGAAAACCUGCAUGCUCUCGGCUCUCUGUGGCACGUGAUUGGGCACCCCUCGUCAAAAGCAUUGUUGGACUGACAAAGGUAUUUUUUGUUGUAUUUUCAUUAGAAUUAUACAAAGGAACUUUAUUUUAAUUAGACACUUUGGGGCUGUUAUUGUAGUGAACUGACAUUGUAUUCCCAUCACGAUCACACCCACAAAAGCCUUUAGGUCUUUGCUUGGCUGGUCUCAAACUGAUUGCUUAUAAAGCCUUCCGAAUGUUAUGGAGACUUGAACUUUAGCUUAAGCAUUAAAUGAGCUGUGAAAUGCCCCCCACACCAUCCUGCCCACCCCCAACACCCCACCCCCCCGCCACAGUUCCUCAAUGAAAUGUCCUCAUGGUGAACACCUUUCUGUCUGUAGAGGGGAUGCAAAAGUCAAUCCAUCCAAUCUUUGCUUACCUUUAAAUUUAAGAAAAAUCCCAAAUUUUCAAAUGUGAAAGCCCACAGACAAGCGGGAGGUCCCCACUUAAGUGAAAUGACAUGUACAUAGUAUUGUCUCUACAGUCUUCUAACUGGAGUCACUUAGCUGAAUGCAAAAAGGGAAUCUUUUGGCAACCUUGUUGCCCCAAUUUUUGUUUGUUUAUUUAUUUAUUUUUUUACUUUACGUAAUGUUUGUUUUUCUCCCAAGUGGCCAGACUCAACUCCACCACACAUAUUGAGAGGUGAGAAUUUCAAUCACGUUACAACUUUAGAUUUUUCCAAACUAUCAAUUACGGUUGUAUGGGUUGCAUGUAAUGAUGGAACAUUUAAACAAAGGCAGAGGUCUCAUUCCACUAAGCUGCUUCUGAAAUGUAAAGCAACACUUUCUGUACAGAGCAUGUCACACAGCUGUCUCAUAACCCCACAUAUGAAUGUUAUAAACCUUACGCUGGUCCUAAACAUUUCUUCACCUUUAUCCAAGUCCAUCGCUGCAUCCCAGACACAAACCUUUCGAUGGUCAUGUGAUUGCGGUGAUGUUGCUCUUUCACUACACAUAGUCUGUCUUAUUUUUGCCUACUGUUUAUAAUUGCAUUUCAAGGGACGGUUUCUAAGACGGUUCCGUUUUUAGUCUAAGAAAUUUCAAAGAAAUAUUUCAAGAGCGGGGGCUUAUUUUAGUCUUUGCUUUCACUGGUACUUGAAUGUUUGAGGACUUGAAGGUGUGCCGUGCAAAGUGGCCUUUUUUGUAAAGGCGUCUGGCUUUAACUUUAAGCAGCAGUGAGCAAAUGCCAUAUCUAGUUUGUUGCACUGUUAUUGUAGAUUUAUAGGUUUAUAAAAUAUGCAACCAACAUUAACUUGCCAAUUAAAUUGCUUCCUGUUAUUCUGAAUUCACAUUACAAAUUAAUGCCUUUACCCAUCUACUUUACACAAACAAAUAAUGUAUGUGAUAUGGCUUUUUGCUUGUCACAAGAAUUCAAAACUCAUAUUAGGUUAUUCAAGAGGAAGUUCAUCAAUGGACAGAGGUUUUUUUUUUUGUUUUUGUUUUUUUUUUGGGAAGACAUCCCUUAUCUGUUUGUAAUUGAAAUUAUUGUCGUCAUUAACUUUGCCUUUGUCAUGAUUCAUUUAUUAUCCGGGAAGGUAUCUUCCAUUGUUAUUUUUCUGUGAUGUAGUAGAUCUUGGAGUUCCUUGUGUGAUCAAAGUGUAAUGCUUUAAUAUUGAAGUAUUGAAUAGUAUGCUUGAAUGAACUCCAAUGUCUUGCAUAAAUCAGUCAACAAAAAAAUACAUUUAACUAUAUUGGUUGUUUUGAACCAAUUGCUCACAUCUGAUUAAUAUUUAUGGUCAGUACCCCUUUAAUCACCUUACUUUCUGAGAAAUAUCAAGCCUUUUUAAAUCUGAAUUUCAUAUACAGUAGAUGUGCAAAAUUAGAUGUAUAUUGUAUGCUUAUUGGAUCAUCUUAUAUCAAUGGGUCCCAUAAGCAGCCUUUUUUUUUUUUUUUUUACAUUUAUAUUGUUAUGCAUAUUUAUUUUCACAGAGGAACAAAAACAAAUCAAAAGCUCAAAUAUGUAUACAGUGUUAUUCUUGAAAUGAGUGUAGUAUUUUCAUGACUGAGGGAAGAGUCAAUCAAAACAAGGUAUCUUCAUUUUCUUUUUGGGUCUUUUGAAGCCCCCACUACGCUGCCAGGAUUCAACUAUUUUUAUUUAAUUUUGCCCCUUUUUGCAAUGGGAUUACCCCCACUCAAACCAUUUAUGUCUUUGGUGCAGUUGUAACCUGGGAAAGCUUAAUCAAAGAUAGUAAUGGUAUUUUUAGCUGCAGUCUGAAUAUUUAUGUAUUUAGGUGGAUCACCAGGUCUGUUCUAAAAAUGUAUUCCCUUGAUAUAGACACAUUUCUUCAUAGCAAACCUACCAGAUGGAUAUCUAGUGUUGUAGAAUGAAAUAAUCUUUUAUGUUUUUUCAUUAUUUCUCAUCUGUUCCCUUAAAUUACAUGAUUCUGUUGGCACAGUAGAGAUUUGUACCAUGACAGUCCCACUCUAAUGUUACCUGGAACUGAUUUUCAUCAGGCGAACACAAAGAGCAUACCGCUUACCUGAAUCCUCAGUCCUGCAUAUUUCCAUAUCUUAAUGUUUAUUCAUAUUUGUUAGAUAUUUUCUUUGAGGGCAGUACUGAGGAAUGGGAAACGCCAAAUGGAAGACCUUAAAUAAUCACUUCUUUAUAGUUGUCUCCUUUUCUCUCUGAUGUAUUUCAUCGAAAUGUGCGUCUCAUCUCUGCACUGGCAUUUCACUGUCACACUGAUUUUUAUGCAUUCAGUCAUUUCACUGCUAAAGCUGAUUUCAUCUGCCCACCAUAAGCUUUUUCUGUGGGCCAGUCAAUUUAAUGGCAAUGUGCUUCGGAGCAUUAAAAUAUCUCAAAUAUGCCAUGAAUUCCUUACUUAGACAGUUAUCUCAACUUUCAAAAUAGUGAGUUAUACUUCCUGAAAUUGCUAGGAAAGUGAUGAUAAAGCCGUUGUUUUGGAAACGAGUCGCAAGUGCUCUAUACAGUACACAAGCGCUCUUGUUUUCCAAUUUUUACUUUGUGUACAUUUUUAUUUAUUUGUUUGUGUAUUCCAUUUUUUUUUUCUGCAGGUUGAAAAUCCAAACAAUGUCUGACUUGCUAAUCAUCUGGCUUUUUCAAGGGACAGUGGCAGUUUGUGUUUAAUUUUUUUAAUUGAAAAAAAGGGUGAAAAAAACAGAUCAUAAGAAGCACACCAUUCUGUAAUGAGAAGGUAUUGAUAUGUACAUUUGACUGUGCUAUGUAACUACCGUGACGAGUCUGAGUCAUGGUCCAUAUGCGUUAUAUGCUGCAAACUGCUGCAAGUACAUGAGCGGGUUUUCAUGCAUUGCUGUUGCAAGCUGGACGAAAACAAAGAAAGCUGAAGAUUCAAUGGCGAUCGAUUGGUUUUGGUUUUGGGAUGUAUAUUCUUUCGGGUUUUUUUUCUCCCCAUCUUCUCUGUUUAAAAUGUGCCUUCAGUGAAAGACACUUCAGAUUUCCACUUUCAACAGGAAACUCGGCGCACCUCCUCCAAUUUGUCCAAGAGUUCAGAUAUUUUGCUUUUUAAUCUGCCUUCCGGAAAAAAACACAAGGGUUAUUUCGUUUACCAUGUCCAGCACUGGAAUUUUUUUCUUUUAUUUUUUAAUGAGCAUACCCGCAUUCCAUAUCACUGCAACAAGAGCUGCUCCCUGUGUCACAGAAGAUCAUACCCACAGUUGAAAUGGUUAGACCCACACAAGUUCAGUGGCCAGCCCUGCUUGGGAUGCAUUCAUUCAUUAUGGUUCCACUAUUUCCAGAGACUUAUCAGACUUAGAGACUUUGCAGAUUUAAUUUGAUUUCUGCUACUCCCUGCCCACCCCAUAGCCCUUGAAUUAAAAAAAUAUUUUAUAGGGAUAAAGGAAGAAAAUAGAAAAAUCCAAAUUUUGUAAGAAUGAUUUUUUUAAGAAAAUAAAUCAUAUUUGAUAA